Messenger RNA from Papilio machaon (common yellow swallowtail), 1185 nucleotides. RefSeq lists its product as uncharacterized. Bases 88 to 1107 code for a protein of 339 amino acids. NCBI's taxonomy places the organism in Eukaryota, Metazoa, Arthropoda, Insecta, Lepidoptera, Papilionidae. The record is from RefSeq and is a predicted model, not a curated record. The transcript is spliced from 4 exons.
GAGGAGACUUACUUUGCUAACAAUUUCAACUGGAAAGUCGAGCGUAACUGUUGUUGUUUAAUUACAAUGAAUUGAAGAUAACUAACCAUGAAUUCCAACGUUAAAUUAGUGUUUAUAUUGUACUGUAUUAACGUGUGUUUUGCGGGUAUUGGCAAUGUAAUCACAUCUGAGGAUAGAGAAUAUGAUGUAAUUGAUUUUAAAGUACCUAAAAGUGUUUGGAAACAAGCAAUACAUCCAGUACCGAUAUUAAAAUCACCAGUCACUAUAGUUUUGCCCGUAGAAGUCCCGCAAGAUUAUGACAACGAUGAAGAAGAUGAAGAAGAUGAGGUAGAUGAUGAAGUUCCCAGUCCAAUCGAACCGGUCACAACAGUAGAAAAUGAUGUAAUCAAUGAAGAUGUAAUUCAAGAAGUUACUCAAAGCCCAAUUACCACAAUAGCUGCCAUAACACCAGCACCUGUUGAAGAGAAUGAAGUUUCUGAUAAUCCAGUGGAAGAAAUUGAAGGCCAAGUAGUGAGAUUCCCUUGCAAUUGUGUGAAGCGACAAUGCGGGUGCUGUACGGGAUCAAUUUUAGAAAGAGUAAGAAUGAAAGCAUGUGGAAAUAUAACUUUUGUACCAGAAGAUUUUAUAUUCGACGUAAGACUAAGCGUUAACAACAAUACAGUCGUUCGACGUAGAGUAUCAGCAAGUGAUCCUCCCCCGAUUUGCUUCAAUCCCAGGAGAGCGCCCUUCGUUCGUGUUUGUGCAGAAAUCUCCGACAUUCGUAUCCGGAAUGGAAAUACAUUUGCUUGUUUAGACAUAAACGCGGACAUAGCUGGAUUUCCUAUUUAUUCGGCUUCGUUUAGGUGUUUUGGUUUUGGCUCAUCAGGAGUUCAAACAGGCCUAAAGCCUAAACCAGUAUCUUCUGGACCGAAACCGAUAAAUCUUUUUGGUAGUGGAAGUGAAGAUAGCGGUGGUGGGUUUUUAGAAAAUGCCGCAGGUACUCUUUUAGGUGAUGGUGAUGGUGGAGGCCUUUUCGGUCGACCCGGCGGUGGACUUUUCGGUGGAAGACCAAACAAUAAUGGACCUCUCGAUGACAUCGGUGAUGCUAUUGGAGAAUUUUUCCAAUAAGACAUAUCAAUCACUUAAAUAUAAAACAAAUCGUGUCAGUGAACUCAAUCCAAAAAAAAAUAUAGUCAAAUUGUAAAU